Orycteropus afer afer is the source of this 1855-nucleotide messenger RNA. It is a transcript of the gene ESR1, whose product is annotated as estrogen receptor 1. Gene Ontology annotation, cellular component: nucleus. Gene Ontology annotation, molecular function: sequence-specific DNA binding; steroid binding; nuclear estrogen receptor activity. Gene Ontology annotation, biological process: steroid hormone receptor signaling pathway; regulation of DNA-templated transcription. The record is from RefSeq and is a predicted model, not a curated record. Lineage: Eukaryota; Metazoa; Chordata; Mammalia; Tubulidentata; Orycteropodidae.
CCCGUCGGCUGCUGAGCCCUCUGCCUCACGGAGAGAAAGAUAUGCACGUCGCCCGCGGCCACUGACCAUGACCAUGACCCUCCACACCAAAGCGUCCGGCAUGGCUCUGCUGCACCAGAUCCAAGGCAACGAGCUGGAGCCCCUGAGCCGCCAGCAGCUCAAGAUCCCCCUGGAGCGGCCCCUGGGCGACAUGUAUGUGGACAGCAGCAAGCCGGCCGUGUACAACUACCCCGAGGGCGCCGCGUACGACUUCAACGCCGCGGCCGCCGCCUCCGCGCCGGGCUAUGGCCAGCCCGGCCUCCCCUACGGCCCCGGAGCCGAGGCGGCUGCGUACGGCGCUAACGGCAUGGCGGGCUUCCCGCCGCUCACGAGCGUGUCCCCGAGCUCGCUCGUGCUGCUGCACCCGCCGCCGCAGCUCUCGCCCUUCCUGCACCCGCACGGCCAGCAGGUGCCCUACUACCUGGAGAACGAGCAGGGCGGCUACGGCGUGCACGAGCCCGGCCCGCCGGCCUACUACAGGCCAAAUUCAGAUACCCGGCGCCAGGGUGGCAGAGAGAGAUUGGCUAGUACUGGUGACAAGGGAAACAUGGCCAUGGAAUCUACCAAGGAGACUCGCUACUGUGCAGUGUGCAAUGACUAUGCCUCAGGCUACCAUUAUGGAGUCUGGUCCUGUGAAGGCUGUAAGGCCUUCUUCAAAAGAAGCAUUCAAGGUAAUAAUACCCAUUUAUGCCCNGCCACUAACCAAUGCACGAUAGAUAAAAACAGGAGGAAGAGCUGUCAGGCCUGCCGGCUGCGCAAGUGCUAUGAAGUCGGCAUGAUGAAAGGUGGGAUUAGGAAAGACCGGAGAGGAGGGAGAAUGUUGAAGCACAAACGGCCGAGAGAUGAUGGGGAGAGCAGGAGUGAAGCGGGACCCUCCGCAGACAUGAGAACAGCCAACAUUUGGACAAACACCCUCUUCAUUAAGCACACCAAGAAGAACAGCCCGGCCUUGUCCCUGACAGCCGAUCAGAUGAUCAGUGCCUUGUUGGAGGCAGAGCCUCCCUUAAUCUAUUCUGAGUACGACCCGACUCGGCCCUUCAGUGAGGCUUCCAUGAUGGGCUUAUUGACCAACCUGGCAGACAGGGAGCUAGUUCACAUGAUCAACUGGGCCAAGAGGGUACCAGGCUUCGUGGAUUUGACUCUCCAUGAUCAGGUCCACCUGCUGGAAUGUGCCUGGCUAGAGAUAUUGAUGAUUGGCCUCGUCUGGCGCUCAAUGGAACACCCAGGGAAGCUCCUAUUUGCUCCUAACUUGCUGCUGGACAGAAACCAGGGGAAGUGCGUGGAGGGCAUGGUAGAGAUAUUUGACAUGCUGCUGGCAACGUCGUCUCGGUUCCGUAUGAUGAAUCUCCAGGGAGAGGAGUUUGUGUGCCUCAAAUCUAUCAUUUUGCUUAAUUCUGGGGUAUACACUUUUCUGUCCAGCACUCUGAAGUCCCUGGAAGAGAAGGACCACAUCCACCGUGUGCUGGACAAGAUCACAGACACUCUGAUCCACCUGAUGGCCAAAGCGGGCCUCAGUCUGCAGCAGCAGCACCGGCGCCUGGCCCAGCUUCUCCUCAUCCUCUCCCACAUCAGGCACAUGAGCAACAAAGGCAUGGAGCAUCUCUAUAGCAUGAAGUGCAAGAACGUGGUGCCUCUGUACGACCUGCUGCUGGAGAUGCUGGAUGCCCACCGGCUGCACACCCCGGCCAACCGUGGGGGCGCUCCCCUGGAGGAGAGAAGCCAGAGUCAGCUGGCCACCAUGGGCUCCACUUCGUCGCAUUCCAUGCCAACGUAUUUCUUCAACGGGGAGGCCGAGAGUUUGCCUCCCACCAUGUGA